This is a messenger RNA of Ictalurus furcatus (blue catfish), 2440 nucleotides long. It is a transcript of the gene sack1c, whose product is annotated as family with sequence similarity 83 member C. The transcript is spliced from 5 exons. NCBI's taxonomy places the organism in Eukaryota, Metazoa, Chordata, Actinopteri, Siluriformes, Ictaluridae. Bases 628 to 2346 code for a protein of 572 amino acids. The record is from RefSeq and is a predicted model, not a curated record.
UGGACUUGCACUUUUGCAUGAAACAGCCAUUAAACGAAAAAUAUAUUCUUAUUAAACCAAAUGUGGAAUAUAGAUUUAUUUAUUGAUUAUCGUGAUUAUCCCUACAGAUUAGAUACGACUGAAAGCGUUUGUUUGUGGAAAUUAGAUAGCUUUAUUUGAAGUUUUGAUGUGUUGUGAUUAAUGACAACAAAAUGACUAGACCAGCCACUUCAGAGAAUGAAAAAUUUAAAAUAAUACUCCAUGAUCCACCCAGAUCGGGCAGGGGACAAAUAGCCUACAAAUAGCCUACAGUACAGCCAGUUCCCACACCCACUUGUCCGAUUGAUCAAGGCGCUGUGCUUCUGCGUCACGUGACCGGUAUUCCAAACUGUGCGAAAAGCAGAUGGAAAUUACGAAAACACACACAGCAGGGAGUGUAAGUUACGAUUCGACUGUGUGUCAUUUGUGUUUUCUGGGUGGUGUUUGUUUUUAAGAGUUCACAUUGGCUAGGACAAGAGCGCAUGUCUAUUUGUCUGCUACCUUUCUGGGUCAUGUGAUCAGGAGGUGGGUCCAGCAAGCCUCUAACACGACAGGUAAAAACAAGAACAUUGACACAGGACGGACGUAGUUUUGCCGGCUACCAGCGCGAUGCUGAACCCAAUAAGUAGCGGGCGCAAAACGCUGGGGAAGCUUGCGACGCGCCUGGAGGAGGUGAAGAACCCAUGGCGGCCCACUUCCUCGUUAGAGCUUAGCCAUAAUGAAGCGGCGCGUCUCGCCAUGGACGCGCUUCUCGAGUCCGGAGAGAACGAAUACCGGCAGGUUUUGACUGAGGAGAAAGAACUCAAUUUUCUCUCCGCGCUAGAAAUUCGCUAUAUUACCGAGCAUGAGGCAAAGACCGAGAAUCCCAAGAACACCUCUAAUGGAGUGGGAGACUUUGGAGAAGGAGACACGGCUUCAGAGCUCACCUCGGGAACUUAUUUCCCCAUGUUGUCAGAUGAAGAGCCGCCCAUGCUGGAGCUCGGCUGGCCCGAAGUGCCCAACCGUCAAGGGCCCUGCGAGACCAAGAUAUACUUCCAAAGAGACAAGUUGCAAAAUAUCAAAGAUUUGGUUCGGUCGCUAAUCAGUAAGGCCAAGAAGGUCAUUGCCUUGGUCAUGGACGUUUUCACCGAUGUGGACUUGUUCUGUGACUUGCUUGAGGCCUCUCUCAAGCGCAAGGUUUCUGUGUAUAUUCUUCUUGAUGAGAAGAAUCUCAGUUAUUUCACUGACAUGUGCAAUUCGUUAGACAUCCAGCACUCACACUUAAAUAAUAUGCGGAUACGAAGUGUAUGUGGAGACACAUAUUGCACCAAAAGUGGGAAGAAAUUUACAGGACAGGUGCAGGAAAAAUUCAUGAUCAUUGACUGCGAGGAAGUAAUAGCUGGAUCGUACAGUUUUACCUGGCUGUCUGCUCAGGUGCACAGCAACAUGAUUUUGCACUUUUCAGGAGGCAUUGCUGAAAGUUUUGAUCGGGAAUUUCGUUGCCUCUAUGCAGACUCUCAAAUCAUUGAGCGCUUCAAUAACCCCGAUGAGGAAGGGCUUCACUACUAUAAUUACAACAUGGUGGUGCCCAACAUGGACUUUUACCAAGACAGAAGAACUAGAGAGAGGGAGAGGGUAUGCUCAGAACACUCCAGUAGCCAGUCCAGCAACAGCGUCUCCAGCAUUAAAGCAGCUCCAGGUUUAACGGCUCAAGUCUACAAGGUCACCCAGGAAAAGGAGGACACUGGCACAAUCAAGAGCUCGGAGAAGCGGGGUGUUUCAAAUUCAGGACUUCAUAUGCCUCAAGGCAGUCACAUUGGCAGAGGAUUCCACAAUGAUUCCCUGCAGAAUCCAGUAGUGGAAUGUUCAACGUCUGGAGUGGAAUGGGCCAAAGCAGGAGCCUUCCAAACCAACCUUGCAGGACCAACAUCCAAAUUUCAAGCCCUGGAUCUCUAUGACCACAAUUACAUUGCUGCCAAAGCACAACCAAAUCCUCUAAUGGAGAACAAAACACCCAAAGUACGUAGCCCUACCAGUCCUUUUUUUAACAAACUCACUGAUCUCUUCUCCUCUUCAGCCAGAGACAAGGACCCCUAUGAAUUAUAUAGACCGCCUCCAUAUAGUACAGCUUUUGGGGGUCCAGAUCUCUCACAAAAUGAACCCGAAAGUAGUCAAAGUCCUCCUCCACCAGUGACUUUGCCCAAGGAACGAGUAGGCCAGGAUGGCAGAAUCACCCGAGGGGAUGAGAAGCGCAUGACAUUGGGACACAGCAAACUGGACCUGGUCAACCGCUACAACAAGAUGAAAUCAAAGCAGGUGUACAGCCGCUUCGAACUGAAGAACAACUGACCUUUAUAUCACACCUGGCCUCAUUUACUUGAUGUAGGUUUUCUUGUAAUACCUCUUGGGCAAGCCAGCUUAAAUUCUAGUGGAAUGUGGUAUU